AUGCAGUACUUCUCCCUCAUUGCUUUCGCUCUCCCCCUCUUGCUCGCCUCUCAACAAGUCGCGGCGAUCUGUCCCGGUUUCAACUACGGAAUCGGUAACGCCAUCGACGAGGGCAAGCUCGGAAACUCAGAGGUCACUCGCUGGAACGUCUACGACGAUAGCUGCAACGUCGUCGACGGACUGACAACGACCGGGAACCCGUGCACGUCCGGCACAUUCUCGUGUACCGGUGCGCCGAUCACUUUUAACGGAUACACGAACACCUUCAACGGCUUGCAUUAUGCUUGCCGUCCCGACGCCAACUCUGGAAGCUGUGGCAGUGACAAGAUUUCUGUCUGCUGCCGCAACGAUGGAAAUUAA
Molecule: messenger RNA, 360 nt
Organism: Stereum hirsutum FP-91666 SS1
Lineage: Eukaryota; Fungi; Basidiomycota; Agaricomycetes; Russulales; Stereaceae
Exons: 4
Coding region: 1-360 (119 amino acids)
Source: RefSeq, a predicted model, not a curated record